This is a messenger RNA of Lutra lutra (Eurasian river otter), 5327 nucleotides long. It is a transcript of the gene ANKFN1, whose product is annotated as ankyrin repeat and fibronectin type III domain containing 1. The transcript has 22 exons. Gene Ontology annotation, molecular function: protein binding. Gene Ontology annotation, biological process: establishment of mitotic spindle orientation; regulation of establishment of bipolar cell polarity. The record is from RefSeq and is a predicted model, not a curated record. Bases 147 to 3875 code for a protein of 1242 amino acids. Gene Ontology annotation, cellular component: spindle. Lineage: Eukaryota; Metazoa; Chordata; Mammalia; Carnivora; Mustelidae.
GGACAAAUCAUGCGCUGAAUCAGACCACAGGAGAUGUGGACUGGGGCUCCUGCCCCCACAGCUGUAUUUUGUGAAUCGCCAGGGUGGCCUAUAGUCGAUUGAAUGGUGAUGACAUCUGGGUGAGGAGGAAGUCAAGGAGACUCCCGAUGAUCCCCGGGGGCAUUUAUAGCUCCAAGUCGGAAGCCCUGCCGGUGGAAGAUGACAGCCCCAAAGCCUUGCAUGUGUUAGGGGAGCUAUCAAACUCGGAUAAUGACAUAAACAAGUCGGUGUUCAUCUGGGGAAUCUCAGACAAAGCAGCCCAGAGGAAAACCAUCUCUGUCGAUGAAGGUUUGUUUCACUUGCAACAGAAAAAGCAGCAGCAGCAGCAGCAGCCGCCGCCGCCGCGACUAGAGCCCCUGCACAGACUGGGGAGAGGUAGACGGAGGCUGAAGCUGCCACAUAAGCUGCCCUUUAAAGACAGGCAUUUUACUUGCAGCAAAAUAAUAGGAAGGAGGUUCGCUUGCUUUGCGCAGAGGCUGAGCCACAGGAGAAAGCAAAGCCAAUGUGAUUUAUUGAAUGAAAGCGCUGGACAAUUACCAACAACUUGUUCCUCUGCUGCCUCGAACAACCUAAACUGGAACUGCCGUGUGAAAAUGACUCAACAAAUGCAGAACCUACAUCUUUCUCAGUCAAAGAAACAUAGUGCCCCAUCGUCUCCCAAUGCCGCCAAACGCCUGUACAGAAACCUCUCUGAGAAACUGAAGGGGAGCCAUUCUUCUUUUGACGAGGCCUAUUUUCGAACAAGAACAGAUCGGCUGAGCCUCAGAAAGACCUCAGUGAACUUCCAGGGCAAUGAAGCUAUGUUCGAAGCAGUCGAACAACAGGACAUAGAUGCUGUGCAGAUGCUCCUGUAUCAGUACACACCAGAGGAACUAGAUCUCAACACACCUAACAGUGAGGGGCUGACGCCUCUGGAUAUCGCCAUCAUGACCAACAACGUGCCCAUCGCCAGAAUUCUUCUGAGGACAGGGGCCCGAGAAAGUCCACACUUUGUCAGCCUGGAAAGCCGAGCACUGCACCUCACCACACUGGUGCAGGAAGCCCAGCAGAGGGUGAGUGAACUGUCUGCCCAGGUGGAGAACGAAGGACCAAGUCUGGACAGCACAGAGAAGGAAAAACAGCUGAGAGCUUGGGAGUGGCGGUGUCGACUGUACAGACGCAUGAGGACUGGUUUCGAGCACGCCAGAGCCCCUGAGGUGCCAACCAACGCCUGUCUCAUGGUAACCAGCAGCACGGCACUCACUGUCAGCUUUCAAGAGCCUCUUAGUGUCAACGCAGCUGUAGUAACCAGAUAUAAAGUGGAAUGGAGCAUGUCUAAAGACUUUUGUCCUUUGGCUGGAGAAAUCAUCAUGGAAAACUUGCAGACCCUGAGAUUCACGAUCACAGGACUUAUGACGGGCCAAAAGUAUUUUGUUCAAGUCUCGGCUUAUAACAUGAAAGGAUGGGGACCUGCUCAGAUCACGGUACCGGCAUGUGCCUCGCCUUCUAACUGGAAAGACUAUGACGACAGAGAGCCCAGACACAGGGGACAGAGCGAAGUUUUGGAAGGUCUGCUGCAACAGGUCCGAGCCCUUCAUCAGCAUUACAAUUGCCGAGAAACUUCAAAAUUACAAACCACAGGCCGCAAGCAGUCAGUCUCAAGGAGCCUGAAACACCUAUUCCAUUCCUCAAAUAAGUUUGUGAAAACCUUAAAACGGGGACUCUACUUAGCCGUUAUAUUUUAUUACAAAGACAAUAUGUUAGUCACCAAUGAAGAUCAAAUACCAAUUGUUGAAAUUGAUGAUUCUCAUACCAGUUCCAUUACACAAGACUUUCUGUGGUUCACAAAGCUGUCCUGUAUGUGGGAAGAUAUAAGGUGGUUGAGACAAAGCGUACCUAUCUCCAUGUCCUCAUCCACGGUGCUGCAAACUCGGCAGAAGAUGCUCGCAGCAACGGCCCAGCUACAGAACUUACUUGGAACACACAACUUGGGAAGAGUUUACUAUGAGCCCAUUAAAGACCGGCACGGAAACAUCCUCAUAGUCACCAUCAGAGAAGUGGAGAUGCUUUAUUCAUUUUUUAAUGGUAAAUGGAUGCAGAUCUCAAAGCUCCAAAGCCAGAGGAAGUCUUUGUCAACACCCGAGGAGCCAACAGCCUUAGACAUUUUACUGAUCACCAUCCAGGAUAUUCUCUCUUAUCACAAAAGGAGUCAUCAGCGUCUCUCUCCUGGAUUAUAUCUGGGUUACCUAAAGCUAUGUAGCUCUGUGGAUCAGAUCAAAGUUCUGGUUACCCAAAAGUUGCCCAACAUUCUCUGCCACGUAAAGAUCCGUGAAAACAAUAACAUUUCCAAAGAGGAGUGGGAAUGGGUCCAAAAGCUUUCUGGCUCUGAAUCUAUGGAAAGUGUGGAUCAUACUUCUGACUGCCCCAUGCAAUUGUUCUUCUACGAGCUCCAGAUGGCAGUGAAAGCCCUCCUUAAGCAGAUCAAUACACCUUUACACCAGGCAAGGAACUUCCGCCUCUACACACAGGAGGUGUUGGAAAUGGGUCACAAUGUGUCCUUUCUUCUCCUGCUCCCUGCCUCAGACGACGUCUGUACAGCCCCAGGACAGAAUAAUCCUUACACCCCACACUCAGGGUUUCUUAACCUCCCUCUUCAGAUGUUUGAACUUGUUCAUUUUUGCAGCUACAGGGAGAAAUUUAUUAGUCUGUAUUGCCGCCUUUCUGCUGUGGUGGAGCUGGAUUCUCUGAAUACCCAACAGUCCCUGAGGGAAGCGAUCUCAGACAGCGAGGUUGCAGCUGCCAAACAAAGACACCAGCAAGUUUUAGAUUUCAUGCAGCAAAUAGAUGAAGUUUGGCGUGAAAUGAGAUGGAUCAUGGAUGCUCUACAGUAUGCAAGAUACAAACAACCAGUCUGUGGCUUGCCCAUCACAAAACUGCUAGACCCUUCAGAGGAGCAGAACCUCAAGAAGAUAAACUCUACAUCAUCACAUAUAGACUGUCUUCCAUCCCCAUCCCCAUCCCCAGAGAUGCACAGAAGAAAGGCAGUGACCGGCUUUGCAGAUUCACAGCCCUGUUCUGAUGAAGAAGGCUGCUCAGAAGUCUUCCUCCCCACCGACAGCGACUACGACUCCAGUGAUGCUCUGAGCCCCCGAGACCUGGACCUGGUGUACCUGUCAUCACACGACAUCGCCCAGCAAGCGCUAAGCGGCCUAAGUGGCAGCGCCCCCGACGUCCUGCAGGUGCAUGACAUGAAGAGUCCUCUGGGGCCGGGUCAGGACCCCCAGGGCCGGGUCCUGGGGCCAGACCCUGACCACUCGUGCGCCGAGGUCCUCCACAGCCUGACGCUGACGUGCUUGGCGUCCAAGAACCACGCCAAGAUGGCGCCAGGCUCGCGGCCGGCGCUGGGCUUCCUGGGAAAGCGGAAGCCGGCCAAGCACCAGCACUACGGCGGCUUCAGCCGCCAUCAGCGCUGGCUGCGCAUGCACAGCGAGACGCAGUCGCUAUCCCUGUCCGAGGGCGUUUACACGCAGCACCCGUCCCGGGCCUGCAGCCUGGCCCACGAUCCUGCAGAGGCCGAGCGGCUGCGACCAGCCCCCGAUGGGCCCCGGAGCCUGAUUCUAGCUCACACCACGAGCCUCCCUGAAGAGGGGAAGAGCAGCCUCCAGGACCCGAGGCCCGCCGUACGCCGCAUUUACGUGGAGCCCUACUCUGCGGCGAUGGUGGACUCAAAGCCCUGGGCUGCCUUGAGCCCACCCCCAGGAAGCCACUCUGGCCUGCCCAGCCCCACGGGUCCGGAGAUAAGCCCUGAGGGCCCGACCACAUCCCAAGUGUCAGAAAUACUAAGCAGCACGCUUUAGGGAGGGUCCCCUUCCACCGCAUUUUCCAUCACCCUCCCUCCAUCCCGCUCCCACUGUGUCUCCAUCCCUUUUCAAAUGGUUUGAAUGUUAAAACUCCAAAAGUUACAGGUUCAAGGCCCUGUUUUUUAGGAAAGAGUUGGGUGGAGGUGAGAGUUGCCAGUGUUGUUCCCAGUUCAGGGUAUAGAAGAGCUUUUGUGUCAACAUGGAGCCCUAGACACAAGGGUUCAAACAUGCCAACUGGUUGGGAGGCACUCUUGUUGGAGGCAGGGCUACUUAAAAAACCACCCUCAGUUCUACAGCUGGCUCUGUAAUCUGACCUUUGGGUUUAGGUAUCUUUCAUGAAUUUGUGAUUGGUGGGGAGGAGUUCUAGAGAUCAAAGUAAGAUUAGCAUUAUUUUUCCUUCCGGUGCGAACCUUCAGAAGAGUGUAAGGGAAAGGAGCCCAGGUCUUCAGGGCACAAGGUCAGGUGGACUUGUUGUAGGUUCCCAGUUAGCUAAACCAAGUCAUUCCAAAGUGCGGGGUUCUCAGCUGGUCACCAAAUCAAAUUUAUCCAUCAGAAACUAAUAUAUGAUUAAGUAGGCAGUCGUUUUCUUCAUUUGGUGUUGUGUGGAAGCCACUAGAUGCAAAAGUAGAGGAUGCUUUGCUUCUAGCUUUGUCUUGCAAAGGUAAAAUACGGCACAAAGCAGCCCUUCCUACACACUCAUCUCCCACUGAAGCAUGGAUAUGGGCCUUAAUAUUACUCAGGUGUAGGGACAUAGCUAAAUUAAGUGAAAACCUAGGUUAAAAACAAGACAAGGAGGAGUAAGAGAGAGAUGAGCUUUUCCUCUACAAUCCUAAAAUAAGUAAGUCCAUGAGUCUUUGUCUCUGAAAAUGAUAGUGGGUCUGCUCAGAUUCUUAGGUGUUGGAAGGUCAUUGAAUGAGAAAGUUCCCUUCAGAUACGGCACAGCAUUUGAUGGAGUCCUUACAGCUACGCUGGUACAUCUGUGCACCCCUACAUCAGUGGUUCCAAGGCUAUACUUUGAAACACCUGAAAUUCGUGCUUUGGUCUCAAUGCCUCUCACCUGCCUUUCUCACAAAUGAGAAACCCAAAUCAAAGAGAAAUCACACUGCAUAUUCAAAAAAGGCCUGAACCUUCUCUUAUUUCCUGGAGCCAAGACUCAUUCAGUUUACUGAUAUUCUAAAUGGUCCUUUUCUGCUUCAUAGGCAUUUGGGUUAAAUAUUGCUCUUUAUGGGCCCUACCCCUGUCCUCACAGUUCUACCAUUCCUCCUCAUGGGAGUUCAUACAAAGUCCCCUGUUCACAAUGUUAUUCCGAUCCCUUCCAUUUUUAAAACAUUUGAUUUAAACAUAAAUAAUUACCCUGGCGGAAAGGUACAGAUUUGGCCCAUGGCCUAUGGUCAUUAGAAAACUAAGGCCCAGAGCUCAAUCUUUAUUUUUUUAAGAGAUUUUAUACUC